Messenger RNA from Phyllostomus hastatus (greater spear-nosed bat), 780 nucleotides. It is a transcript of the gene PLAAT5, whose product is annotated as phospholipase A and acyltransferase 5. Gene Ontology annotation, molecular function: glycerophospholipid phospholipase A1 activity; A2-type glycerophospholipase activity. Lineage: Eukaryota; Metazoa; Chordata; Mammalia; Chiroptera; Phyllostomidae. The record is from RefSeq and is a predicted model, not a curated record. Gene Ontology annotation, biological process: N-acylphosphatidylethanolamine metabolic process. The coding region runs from base 1 to 780 and encodes 259 amino acids. The transcript has 6 exons. Gene Ontology annotation, cellular component: cytoplasm.
AUGGGCCUGAACCCCGCCUCCCGGAGGAAGGGCCGGCUCCGUUCCUCUAGGUCCCACGGGUCCUGCCCUAAACCGGCCUCGGGAACGGCAGGUAUGGGGCCAGAGGACCAACGCGUGGGAUCCCAAGUGUCUGUCCAGGUCUUGCCCAAGCAGCCAAAACAAGGGCCGUUACGACUGGGCAGAAGCCUCCAGAAGGGGGAGAAGCCCGGGGUUAGCUCGGAGACCGCCCCCACCCAGAAGAGAACUAAGUCCAGCGUGUCCCUGAAGUCCGAGACCGCAGGCAAGUUGACAAAGCCAGCAGCCAAGGGCAAACCAAGACCCCGACCUGGAGACCUGAUUGAGAUUUUUCGAAUUGGCUAUGAGCACUGGGCCAUCUACGUGGAGGACGAUCGCGUGGUCCACCUGGCCCCCCCGAGUGAGGACCUGGAGGCGGGCAGCAUCACCUCCAUCUUCAGCAACCGGGCUGUGGUGAAGUACAGCCGUCUGCAGGACGUGCUGCAGGGCUGCUCCUGGAAGAUCAACAACAAGCUGGACGGGACAUACCUGCCCCUGCCCGUGGACAAGAUCAUCCAGCGCACGAAGCAGAUGGUCAACAAGGUCGUGCAGUACAGCCUGAUCGACGGCAACUGUGAGCACUUCGUCAACGACCUCCGCUACGGCGUGCCCAGGAGCCAGCAGGUGGAGCAGGCCCUGAUGCAAGGCGUGAAGGCCGCGGGAGCCAUGAUCUCAGCCGUGGUGGAGAGCCUGAGGCCCAACCCAGCAACCGCCAGAAGUGGCUGA